AUGCCACUGACCAUCUUGGUGCUGGGGGGGCUCUGCAACAACACACAGGAGACCCUUCAGUGCAUGCUGAAGGCCACCUUCCAUGACUGGUCCCCCCACUAUGGCAGCACCUCCACCAUGGACAUGCUUCUGACAGUGUGGGAGCAGUGGUUCAUGAGGAUGCAGGUCUGUGUCCUUGAGGGGCUGUGCAUUGAUUCCCUUCCUCAACUCUGA
This is a messenger RNA of Acanthamoeba castellanii str. Neff, 213 nucleotides long. RefSeq lists its product as uncharacterized. Lineage: Eukaryota; Discosea; Longamoebia; Acanthamoebidae. The transcript has a single exon. The record is from RefSeq and is a predicted model, not a curated record. Bases 1 to 213 code for a protein of 70 amino acids.